UCUUCUCCAAUUCGAGACUUUUCUCUCUCUCUGCUCUCUCUUAGGAGAACAAUGGCUUCGACGGCCACGACGACUGAUUUCUUCAAGCCUUUCCUCUCUCCUUUCUCCAAUGGGAAUGCGGCGCCACGAGGUAGUAGACAGAACGUGGUAUGGUUAAAUCGGAAGAAUCCUCUUCUUGAAAUCCAUAAGAGGUCUCUUCGUGUUAAUGGAUUAUUUGGAGGCGGGAAGAAGGACAAUAACCAGGAUGGGCAAUCAAAGGCAGGAAUUCUUGGUAAUAUGCAGAAUCUGUAUGAGACUGUGAAGAAAGCUCAAAUGGUUGUCCAAGUAGAGGCUGUUCGUGUGCAGAAGGAGCUUGCUGUGUAUGUCCCCAUUGACCAACCAUUCACAUUACUAAAUUCUGUCUCAAUGAGUUUCAUUCUGCUUUUAUUACCUUUUUUUUUUUUCAGUGCUGAAUUUGAUGGGUAUUGUCAAGGCGAGCUUGUUAAGGUUACAUUAUCGGGUAACCAGCAACCAAUCCGCACUGAUAUCACUGAUGCAGCCAUGGAAUUAGGUUCCGAAAAACUAUCACUACUGGUCACAGAAGCAUACAAGGACGCUCAUGCAAAGAGUGUACUGGCUAUGAAAGAAAGAAUGAGUGAUCUUGCCCAGAGCUUAGGCAUGCCACCUGGCCUCAGUGAUGGAUUAAAGUAGCAAAACCAGAUCUUUUUUUUUUUGUUUUAUUACAGGUAUGAAAAGUCCAGUUUGUCUUUGUAUAUCAAUCAGGCAGAAAGAAACAGAGAGCUCUGUACUCUAACACUAAUGAAUCAGAGAGAAAUAUCUGAACCCUUGUACUUCUUUGAAUAUAAACAAUUACUUGAAUGCU
Eutrema salsugineum is the source of this 862-nucleotide messenger RNA. RefSeq names its product nucleoid-associated protein At4g30620, chloroplastic. Lineage: Eukaryota; Viridiplantae; Streptophyta; Magnoliopsida; Brassicales; Brassicaceae. The record is from RefSeq and is a predicted model, not a curated record. The transcript is spliced from 6 exons. The coding region runs from base 52 to 690 and encodes 212 amino acids. Gene Ontology annotation, molecular function: DNA binding.